Gopherus evgoodei (Goodes thornscrub tortoise) is the source of this 1084-nucleotide messenger RNA. It is a transcript of the gene NUDT21, whose product is annotated as nudix hydrolase 21. The record is from RefSeq and is a predicted model, not a curated record. Gene Ontology annotation, molecular function: mRNA binding. The transcript is spliced from 7 exons. NCBI's taxonomy places the organism in Eukaryota, Metazoa, Chordata, Testudines, Testudinidae. Gene Ontology annotation, cellular component: mRNA cleavage factor complex. Bases 139 to 822 code for a protein of 227 amino acids.
CUUUCCGGCGCGCGGGCAGGCGGUUCCGGCGGAGCCCUUGGCCGUGUGUGAGGCCUGGCGGGGAUGCUAAUGGUGGAAGCUGCUCCCGCCGCUGAGCAGCAGUGACCCAGUCCCGCCCGCUGCCGCCGCCGCCCCACCAUGUCCGUGGUGCCGCCCAACCGCUCGCAGACCGGCUGGCCCCGCGGGGUGAACCAGUUCGGGAACAAAUACAUCCAGCAGACCAAGCCGCUCACGCUGGAGCGGACCAUCAACCUGUAUCCACUUACAAAUUAUACAUUUGGCACAAAGGAACCCCUUUAUGAGAAGGACAGUUCAGUGGCAGCUCGGUUUCAGCGCAUGAGGGAAGAAUUUGACAAGAUUGGAAUGAGGCGGACUGUAGAGGGUGUUCUGAUUGUGCACGAGCAUAGGCUGCCCCAUGUGUUACUACUGCAGCUAGGUACAACGUUCUUCAAACUACCAGGUGGGGAACUCAAUCCAGGAGAAGAUGAGGUAGAAGGUCUCAAACGUUUAAUGACAGAGAUACUGGGACGUCAGGAUGGAGUUCAGCAAGACUGGGUGAUUGAUGACUGCAUUGGUAACUGGUGGAGACCAAACUUUGAACCUCCACAGUAUCCAUAUAUUCCAGCUCAUAUUACAAAACCUAAAGAGCACAAAAAGCUCUUCUUGGUUCAGCUGCAGGAAAAGGCUUUGUUUGCAGUCCCAAAAAAUUACAAGCUGGUAGCUGCGCCGUUGUUUGAGCUCUAUGACAAUGCCCCAGGAUAUGGACCUAUCAUUUCCAGCCUUCCUCAGCUUUUGAGCAGAUUCAAUUUUAUUUACAACUGAAUUCCCAUAUACUUGAAGAGUGUGAUAGAAGAAGCCGUCUCUGUGAGCACAGCUUUAAGAUGUAGAGGGAAGAAUACAUGUGACGCAAGGAUUUUUUUUCUUUUUUUUUCCUGAAAACCGCUAAACUUUCUAUUGUCUGAAUAGCAAAGUGAAUCUCAACUGUUUAGAUAGUGGGAUGGCGAAUGUGAUUCAGUGUUUUAAUCACUUUUCAUUGUAAUAGUCACCAGUUUUUUUUGUACAACAUUAAACAAAAUAGAUUGGA